Diceros bicornis minor is the source of this 2616-nucleotide messenger RNA. It is a transcript of the gene CHRNA6, whose product is annotated as cholinergic receptor nicotinic alpha 6 subunit. Gene Ontology annotation, cellular component: neuron projection; postsynaptic membrane; synapse. The transcript has 6 exons. The record is from RefSeq and is a predicted model, not a curated record. Gene Ontology annotation, biological process: chemical synaptic transmission; regulation of membrane potential; monoatomic ion transmembrane transport. Gene Ontology annotation, molecular function: acetylcholine-gated monoatomic cation-selective channel activity; transmembrane signaling receptor activity. NCBI's taxonomy places the organism in Eukaryota, Metazoa, Chordata, Mammalia, Perissodactyla, Rhinocerotidae. Bases 230 to 1714 code for a protein of 494 amino acids.
ACUCAUCCGACAUUGGAUUGAGCCCUUUUUAUUUACCUUUUUAUGUUGCCUCAGUCUCUGAUCCCGGGACACCGUGACACGUUCAUGAAUGUUUGUAUCGCACAGAAGACACAACGUGGAUUGCAGUGGGACUCUGAUCAUUUAAAGGUCUGAUUCGCUUGGCUGUCUGAUAGCUCUUUGUUUUCCUCAGUCCUUCGACUAGAAAAAGAAAUCAAGGUGUGUUUUAAUCAUGCCGACCAGCAAGGGUCAGGGAGUCCUUCGCUUUGGUUUGUGUCUCUGGUUGUGUAUAUUCAUACCUUUCUUUAAAGGCUGUACAGGUUGUGCCUCUGAGGAGAGACUCUUCCACAAACUGUUUUCUCAUUAUAACCAGUUCAUCAGGCCUGUGGAAAAUGUUUCUGAUCCCAUCACGGUGUAUUUUGAAGUGGCCAUCACACAGCUGGCCAAUGUGGAUGAAGUAAACCAGAUCAUGGAAACCAAUUUGUGGCUACGUCACAUUUGGAAUGAUUAUAAAUUGCGCUGGGACCCAGUGGAAUAUGAUGGCAUUGAGACCCUCCGUGUUCCUGCGGAUAAGAUCUGGAAGCCCGACAUUGUCCUCUAUAACAAUGCUGUUGGCGACUUCCAAGUCGAAGGCAAGACAAAAGCUCUUCUCAAAUACGAUGGCAUGAUAACCUGGACUCCCCCAGCCAUUUUUAAGAGUUCCUGUCCUAUGGAUAUCACUUUUUUCCCUUUUGAUCAUCAAAAUUGUUCCCUGAAAUUUGGUUCCUGGACAUAUGACAAAGCUGAAAUUGAUCUUCUAAUCAUUGGAUCUAAAGUGGAUAUGAAUGAUUUUUGGGAAAACAGUGAAUGGGAAAUUGUUGACGCUUCUGGCUAUAAGCAUGACAUAAAAUACAACUGUUGUGAAGAGAUAUACACAGAUAUAACCUAUUCUUUUUACAUUAGAAGAUUGCCAAUGUUUUACACCAUUAAUCUGAUCAUCCCCUGUCUCUUUAUUUCAUUUCUAACUGUAUUGGUCUUUUACCUUCCUUCUGACUGUGGUGAAAAAGUGACACUUUGCAUUUCAGUUCUGCUUUCUCUGACUGUGUUUUUGCUGGUAAUCACAGAAACCAUCCCAUCCACAUCUCUUGUGAUCCCACUGGUGGGCGAGUACCUACUGUUCACCAUGAUCUUUGUCACCCUGUCCAUCGUGGUGACCGUAUUUGUGUUGAACAUACACUAUCGCACCCCGACAACACACACCAUGCCCAAGUGGGCGAAGAUGGUUUUCCUCCAGCUGUUACCCCAGAUCCUGAUGAUGAAGAGGCCUCUGGAUAAGACGAGAGAGACAAGUUCUGAUAAAAACCCCAAAGGCGUUCCCAAUAGGCCUCCCAAAGUCAAAUUUCAUAAUCAUAGAGAGCCCAAACUUCUGAAAGAAUGCUGCCACUGUCAUAAAUCAAGUGAGCUUGCGACCAGCAAGAGAAGAUUAAGUCAUCAGCCUUUACGUUGGAUGACCGAAAAUUCAGAGCACUUGCCUGAAGUUGAAGAUGUGAUUAAUAGUGUUCAAUUCAUAGCAGAAAACAUGAAGAACCAAAAUGAAACAAAGGAGGUAGAAGACGACUGGAAAUAUGUGGCCAUGGUGGUGGACAGAGUAUUUCUUUGGAUAUUUAUAAUUGUCUGUGUGUUUGGAACUGCAGGGCUAUUUCUACAGCCACUACUGGGGCACACAGGAAAAUCUUAAGGAUGUAUUUUCCUUUUAUCUUCAGAAACAUAGAUGCUCUAUUUGUUCUAUGUUCCCUACCACAAGGGAAGGGACAUAAAGCUUUCUGCCCAAGUCCCCCAUCAACUGAAGCUGAUGACUAGAUGGAAAAAGAGGAUUUUAUUGCAAAUUAGGGCCCGAAUGCCCUCCUUUGUAGCAGAGAGGAGUAUUUUAAGACGUGUUAACACUGGAGCCCAGAGCUGGCAGCGCUCACAGGCUUCUCCUGUCUGUACAUGUUUGGUUUCCAGGGAUGUGAAUGACCCAUACGCGGCGAAUCAUGUCAUCAACAUCAAGCCACACCAAAAAGAGGUUCUGUUGUACCUCCAGCUUAUGCUGCUUAUCAGCACACUGACACGCCAGCCGUGAAACUCUGGAACUUGGACCUUGCUGACGCUUGCAACGCUUGUGAACUAUUGUAUGCCUGCUUUCUUGUGCCUGUCUCUGUGAUGUAGCUCACACACACCCACAUCAUUUGAUACAUUAAUUGGCAAAAAGCAGGUAGUCAGAGUCUAUCUCAGCAGGCUGUGUUUAUGAGCAUUCAUCUGGCAGGAAACUUGAGUGGGAAGCCAGCACUGUGCUAGGCAUUGCAAGGGUAACAGAAACAGUCCCCAAGCACUUGCAGCUUUUUAGGAAAAGUCAUAAACACCAGGAUCUCCAGGACCAGGUGUCAUGUGGGGAACGUAACUAGAGCAAUCAAAAUCGGAGAACACGAUGCGGAGUGGCGGGCAAACCUGAAGAACCUUUGUUGUGGGUCAAAAGGGUGUCUUUUCUGGUCAACACUUUCCAUUGUUCACUGUAGCUGAGACUGAAAAUAAAAUUAUUUCUUCUCUAAGACAUUGUAGUCUCGUACCUUUUGGAGCAAUUCCUUUUCUGAGAGGGAGAAC